Molecule: messenger RNA, 1317 nt
Organism: Cucurbita maxima (winter squash)
Lineage: Eukaryota; Viridiplantae; Streptophyta; Magnoliopsida; Cucurbitales; Cucurbitaceae
Exons: 5
Coding region: 228-905 (225 amino acids)
Source: RefSeq, a predicted model, not a curated record
AUCCCUUCAUUACCCCACUGGUUUGUUCGCACGCCAAGGACCCAAAUCGUCAUACCCUCGAAGCUUCCGUUUGAUUGAAUCGGAGGUAAAACAAGUCGGCCACCGCCUUCUCCGUCGCCGGAUAACUCAUUGAUCCCGUCGCUCUAACAGCAAUCCGAUAUUCGUGAUUAUGGUUUUCUGAAUUUGAUUCAGGCGAGUUGCGUAUAGGGUUUUGAUUAAUUCGCGAUAUGCCGAUUCGGCGUAGUACGAGUUUCGAAGUUUUGACGGUUUUUCUUCUUGUUUCGGUAUCUCUGAGCUGCUGUUCAGAGGGCGAAGAAUCGGCGGUUGUUACGCUUGAUUCCAUCGUAAUAUACAAGACGCACGAAUGGUUAGCUUCGAAACCGACUGUUUAUUUUAAAUGUCAAGGGGGAAAUAAGACGAAAUUGCCUGAUGUACAGAAAGUGCAUGUUCUAUACAGCUUCAAUGGUGAAGAAUCUUGGCAGCCAUUGACUGAAUUUAAAAGCAAAAAGUGUAAGCGAUGUGGGUUCUAUGAGGAGGACAGCAUUAAAUCUGAUGAUGUAUUUGAAGAAUGGGAGUUAUGUCCAUCUGAUUUUACCGCACCUGAUGGGGAAUAUGUUCGAUACAACAAAAAAGAGUUCAAUGCCACUUUUCUGUGCUUGGAGUGCACAGCUUAUUCCAAUGUUACCAGUUCAAGCUCACAUUCACACGAUACAGAAAAGGGAAUGCAUGCUGCUGCAAUCAUACUUAUCAGUGUUAUAGUUUCAACUGUGUUAAUUAUUGGUAUGGUGAUAGGAUACAAGUAUUGGCAAAAAAAGAGAAGAGAGCAAGAUCAGGCCAGAUUCCUGAAGCUGUUUGAAGAUGGGGAUGACAUCGAGGAUGAAUUGGGCCUUAACGAUGUAAUUUAAGAAGAUUUGGUACACAUCAAGAAAGAGAAAUACAUCUUUCCUGGAGGGGAUGAAAAGCAGCAAAAAGAAGAGAAAAAGAAAGGCAUCAUCACCAGAUUAGUUGCCAAAGCAUCUUUAUCAAAUUUCUUUCCUCCACAGUGAACAAACAAGAAGCCGAAUAAGAAUCCUUUUCCUCUUUGCUUUCAGGCAAGAGAUAUGCCUUGCUCAGACCGUCGGCGUAGUGGCUAACAUGUGCUACACACCAUUGCUCUUAUCUUCUGAGGUACAUGCCAAUGAAGGCACUCUUUCAGUCCCUGGACAUGCAAUUCACUAAUGAUGUUAGUACAACAUUUUUAAAAAGACACGUCCAUAGACUUUAGUUUGUGUUGUUACCAAAUUCUGGACAGAAAUAUAUUUGUUCUUAACGUGAAAA